This is a messenger RNA of Pisolithus orientalis, 1150 nucleotides long. Its product is annotated as GPI biosynthesis protein family Pig-F-domain-containing protein. Gene Ontology annotation, cellular component: endoplasmic reticulum membrane. Bases 12 to 890 code for a protein of 292 amino acids. The transcript is spliced from 5 exons. The record is from RefSeq and is a predicted model, not a curated record. Gene Ontology annotation, biological process: GPI anchor biosynthetic process. NCBI's taxonomy places the organism in Eukaryota, Fungi, Basidiomycota, Agaricomycetes, Boletales, Pisolithaceae.
GUGCUUACCGUAUGCCUUCUGCAAAAGCGAGGACCAAAAGAAUUGUUGGGAGCAGCACAACAACAAAUGAAUCUCGACGAGGCUUCUUCCCGUUCUUCCAGUAUGCCUCCAUCGUCGGCGUGCAUGUCAUUCUCGUUGGUUUCAGUGCUCUCUAUCUUCCUCAGUCAACUCGCCUGUUCGGACCACUUCCCGUACGAAAGACCGACAGGCCUCAGUCUGAGUUUAUGGAAGCGCUCACAGCGCGUCCUGCGGUGACGGCUGCGUGGAUACUAGCUGGACUAUGCGUUCUGCAGGUGUGGUGGAGCACUUGGGUAAGAAAAUGGUACUUUGGGCAGAAUGCGAUCGGAACACUGGACGAGAUCAAAAUAGCCAGAGCAAAAGUCAAUGCGCUCUGGUUCUUGAGACUUCGUGAAGCCGUCGGAUUCACUCUGUUUGCAACGCUGGUUGCACACAUCAUCAUCGUUCUCUUUGGGGCACCUAUGUCAAGCCAUCAUCUCCAAACGGGUCUCCUAGCUUCUACAGUCGCAGUCUUGACAGCCUUCGUACCCGCUUUCGUGUUUGGGUACCCCUCUCUCGCGUCAGACACGCCUGCAUUGGCCAAUAGGCUGAAUUGGAUCAGACUCUUCGCUGAGCUUUCACCUAGAAACGCAAUUGAACGCGCUGUGGUUCACCCAGCUGUUGGAACUGUCGUCGGUGCGUGGGUCGGUGCCAUUCCUAUCCCACUCGACUGGGAUCGACCCUGGCAAGCUUGGCCUUUGACUCCACUGUAUGGAAGUCUAGCAGGUUAUAUCCUAGGCUCGUUUGUGGCACUCGCCAUCAACUCUAUGAAAUGGCUGGCGAAAGAGCAACUGCGUUCGGUACAGCCGUCUACGAGGUACAAAUCUAGUUGAGAGCCCACAAAGUGGUGGAAAAAAUUAUUUGGUGGGGGAAUACCCAAUCCUUGCUUUGCAUAAGUCUCUAUUACGACGACUCCGCUGAACGCAGGUCCCCGAUGGAUGGUGUGACGUAGUCGGGCACGAUGGUGGAGGCGUUCGGGCCAGUGAUAUGAUCUUCUGAGGUGACACCUGCCGCGCGUAGAACGAACGACUUCGUGAGUAACCUCGGGAAUCCUGGUGGACUUCCGACGUACCUGUCAGGACAAGAAGAGUGG